This is a messenger RNA of Metarhizium album ARSEF 1941, 1938 nucleotides long. RefSeq names its product homoaconitase. Bases 1 to 1938 code for a protein of 645 amino acids. Lineage: Eukaryota; Fungi; Ascomycota; Sordariomycetes; Hypocreales; Clavicipitaceae. The record is from RefSeq and is a predicted model, not a curated record. The transcript has 11 exons.
AUGGCUAUGGCUGCAUUUCGGAGAGCUAUUGCUCCCAAUGUCGGCACACGAUUACAGCCUCAGACCUUUGUCGUCCGCCCUCGACCUCUUUCCGCCGCCGUGUCUCGUUGCCGCGCCUAUCUUUCCACCGGUGACCGACGGCAAUAUGCUUUUCACUCCCAGCUUGAAAGCGCCCCUGACGCCGCCGCAGCCUUCGGGUCCUCUCCGCCGCCCUCCCGCCAGGCCUACCCCCAGACCCUCACCGAAAAGAUUGUCCAACGAUACGCCACGGACCUCCCCCCCGGCAAGAAGGUCAAGGCCGGCGACUAUGUCACGCUCAAACCUGAGAGGGUCAUGACCCACGACAAUUCCCUGCCAGUCGCCAUGAAGUUCAUGCAAAUUGGGGCCUCCAAGAUCCAUGAUAGCCGCCAGGUCAUUAUGUGGAGGAGUUUGCUGGCCGGCAUGGUGUUAAGUUGCCAUCAAAUCAUGGUCGAAGAAGGACACGCCUGGCCAAGGACUGUGACCGUCGCCAGUGACAGCCACUCCUGUCAUUAUGGUGGUAUCGGAGCGCUUGGCACACCCGUCGUAAGAACCGACGCCGCUAGCAUAUGGAGUACAUCCAAGACUUGGUGGAGGCGAGUAUCCUCCCCGGCCCUCUUUCCUCUGCUCCGCACAUCUCAGGAGCAGAUCUCCGUCCCAAAAUCUCGCAGGAAUGUUGCUCCUGCGACUGUACUCACAAAUCUAAUACCUCCAGUUGCCAAGAUCACAUUCACUGGCAUCCUCCCCCGCGGCGUCACUGGCAAAGACGUGAUCGUUUCUUUAGUUGGAUUACUCAACCAGGACGAGGUUUUGAACCAUGCCCUCGAAUUCACAGGGUCCGAAGAGACUUUGGCAAGCAUCCCUAUAGAUGAUCGCUUGACAAUUGCGAACAUGAGUACUGAGUGGGGUGCUUUGAGUGGGCUAUUUCCAGUGGAUAAGAAACUCAUCUCCUGGUACCGCGCCAAAGCUACCACCGCGGCCAUGUCCAAGAGCCCCCUCCGGGAGCGCAUCAACCACGAGCGCAUCGACGAGCUUGUCAAAGACGAGCUGGUUGCCGACCCCGGCGCUUCUUAUGCCAAGGAACUUUACCUGAACUUAUCUACACUAUCCCCAUUUGUUGCUGGGCCUAACUCUGUGAAACUUGUUCACCCUCUCCGGACUCUUGAGUCUCAGGAUAUCCCGGUCGACAAGGCUUACCUCGUUUCCUGCACCAACGCACGGAGCUCGGACUUCGCUGCCGCCGCUCGUGUCUUCCGCGAGGCGGCCAAGGAUGGCGAGCCCGCCAAAAUUGCUCCCGGUGUCAAACUUUACAUUGCUGCAGCCUCCGUUCCCGAGCAGGAGUUGUCCGAGGAGGCAGGCGACUGGCAGGUCUUGGUUGAUGCUGGAGCCCAAGUUCUGCCUCCAGGCUGUGGUCCUUGUAUUGGUCUUGGUACUGGUCUUCUUGAAGACGGCGAGGUCGGGAUAAGUGCAUCCAACCGAAACUUCAAAGGUCGCAUGGGAUCUACCAAGGCAAAGGCCUACCUAGCCAGUCCGGAAACCGUCGCAGCCAGCGCUCUUCGGGGUAAGAUAUGUGGUGCUGGUUGGUACCAGAAGCCCGAGGCUGUCGAGAAGGUAAUCAUCGGCGAGGGCAGCGGUGAUUAUGUCGCCGACAAGGCUCGGUCUGUGGAGGCUGCUCUUGACAAGCUUCUUUUCGAGGUUGAUGGUAUGAUCGCCACUGCUGAGGGCGCCGGAGACGCUGCCACAGGACAGUCAUCCAGCCCUGCCGCGCCUCAGGAUGAAGCUUUGACCGAGAUUCUCCCUGGCUUUCCCGAGAGAAUUGAAGGCGAAAUCGUCUUCUGUGACGAAGAUAACAUCCCCCCCCCCCCCCCCGAGACAUUGCCUAUCAUUCGCCAAAACUUGGAGAAGCAAACACACAAUUAA